AUGGCUGAAAUCCGCCGCAAGCUCGUCAUCGUGGGCGAUGGUGCCUGCGGUAAGACUUGUCUUUUGAUCGUCUUCUCCAAGGGUACCUUCCCUGAGGUGUACGUCCCUACCGUCUUCGAGAACUACGUCGCCGACGUAGAGGUCGAUGGCAAGCACGUCGAGCUUGCCCUUUGGGAUACGGCUGGUCAGGAAGAUUAUGACCGUCUUCGUCCUCUUUCAUACCCUGACUCCCAUGUCAUCCUGAUCUGUUUCGCGGUUGACUCUCCCGAUUCUCUCGACAACGUCCAGGAGAAGUGGAUCUCUGAGGUCCUCCACUUCUGUCAGGGACUCCCCAUCAUCCUUGUUGGCUGCAAGAUGGAUCUGCGCCACGACCCCAAGACCAUCGAGGAGCUUCACAAGACCUCCCAAAAGCCGGUUACCCCUGAGCAGGGUGAGGAGGUUCGCAAGAAGAUCGGUGCUUACAAGUACCUUGAGUGCUCUGCGCGCACCAACGAGGGUGUCCGCGAGGUCUUCGAGGCUGCCACCCGGGCUGCCCUUCUUACGAAGACCCACAAGAGUAAGAAGAAGUGCACUAUCCUGUAA
Molecule: messenger RNA, 582 nt
Organism: Aspergillus tubingensis
Lineage: Eukaryota; Fungi; Ascomycota; Eurotiomycetes; Eurotiales; Aspergillaceae
Gene: rho1
Product: Rho family GTPase RHO1
Exons: 5
Coding region: 1-582 (193 amino acids)
Biological process (GO): small GTPase-mediated signal transduction
Molecular function (GO): GTPase activity; GTP binding
Source: RefSeq, a predicted model, not a curated record